This is a messenger RNA of Coprinopsis cinerea okayama7#130, 4473 nucleotides long. RefSeq lists its product as hypothetical. NCBI's taxonomy places the organism in Eukaryota, Fungi, Basidiomycota, Agaricomycetes, Agaricales, Psathyrellaceae. The transcript is spliced from 7 exons. The record is from RefSeq and is a predicted model, not a curated record. Bases 1 to 4473 code for a protein of 1490 amino acids.
AUGGCGUAUUGGAACGACCAGGACCAAAGAGGUCCAGCCAGCGCGCACGAGCGAGCAUCACAAAUGCCUAUUCUUCGCGCCACCUCCCCACCGUCUCAAGCGGACAAGCAGGAUAGCGAGGAAACCGCCAGUGCCAUGGACACCUCGUCCUUCUUGCGAGGGUCUCAAGUUGGGGGCGCUGGCCCUUACGCCCUACGACGAAACAUCACCCUUACCUCCAAAUCUCCGGAAACUGUUCGAAAGUCGAGAACAAGGCGCCUGGAUCAGUCUCGUGAAUCAGGUCAUGCGGAAUCGGAGGAGGACACCCUCCUCAUGACCCCGACUGCUCCUCGACCUGCUACGAGACGCCCAUUAGCCGUCAACGACGGUGUUUUCCUCAGUUCCUCCUCCAAUGCUGUCCCGCAGGCUCCUAAGAAACGGAGCUCACGACCUACACAAACCAAGACGACCAAAAUCGUUGCCUCUCUCGUCGGAAGCUCGCAUACCAAUGUCCACCUAUCCAACCAGCCCUCCGGAACCUCCGUAGGCAACCAUGAACCUUCGCUGCCGCCGUCACAGGGGUCUUCGCUGGGUCCUCCCCCGCCUCUAACAAUCUUCCAACGCUCCCAGAUAUACUCGCGCCCCGCAGACAACCCUCCUAACGGCUACGUGACAAAGGAAAACGACAGCAUUUGCCUUCCUCCACCGGCUCACAGCACCUCCUCCACCAGGGUCGAUGUAGCAUCCAAGCCGUACCACCUCUCGUCGGCUGGGCACUUGGGCAGCUAUGGAUUGCAGACCCCUCCCCAGUACCGACCCCUCCCAAAAGUUAAUCAUCCACCCCGUCCUCCUUCCGCUGGUCCGGCAUCCGUUUUGGAGGGCGACUCUUUUGCCCCUGUCCAUAGCCCUCCCCGCAAGGAGAACCCCGCCUGGAGUACAGCCCAACUCUCAGAUGCGCUAUUCCCCACACCAUCUCCCCUCGUGCAGACCCAGCUGCAGAAAAAGAAGGUCCCUACCUUCCAUCGCCAACGAUCAGUCCCGCUCCCCUCAGAACAGUCCCACCUUGGGGACAAUACAAAUAGAGCAACAAGUGUCCCUCCAGCGGGGUGCGAUGACGAGGCGUCCGCAGCCCAUCACCGGGACCUGGUUGCGAAACUCAAAUCAAUACCGCGAACCCCCGAUUCCACGAAGGGUGCAGGAUCCACGGUCCCAACCAAUCCUCAGCUCGCUGGAACCUCCCGCCUGACGUUGACACCUAUACAUGAAGACCUUGGCCCUGGUGAGGGUGACCUACAUGACAGGAACGAGGAGGAACGUGACGAGAAACGGACGCAGCAGUUGGACGGGGAGUUGGGCGGCGAGACUUUCGAGAAUGAGGCACAAAUGGAGGGUUGGAAUGAGCAGGCAGUAGCAUGGGAUAACCAGAUGGAUAUGGAACAUGAGGGGCAGCGACCGCAUGCGAUAUCACCUCCAGGACAAGAUUUGACAGCUCUUGACGGCCAAAACCAAGCUCUGCGCCAGUCGAUGCCGGGGACGAUGGGGCGGCCUACUGGGAACCAGGCUCGCAUCAUGCAACAGGGUUUCGACCGCAUCGAGGAACAAUUCGCUUCGCUCGCCGCUGAGCUGGGGUAUCCGGUGAACAGAGUGAAGAAUGUUUGGACCCAGAGGUUCAGGAUGCUCACGACCAAACCGAGAGGUGGUAACGGCGUCAACCACUACAAUCUUUAUGGUCAACUCUGGGGGAAUCCGGACAAGAAACAGAGGGAAAUCAAUAGGGCCCUCGAACACCGUGCCACCCUAACUGAAAAAGAGAAGACGGGGCUCGAAAAGGAACCCACCAGGUCCGAAUGCUACUCAGUCUACCGGCUGCACCAUCAGGAAGAACUCUGGAAGGAAAUCCUCCAGCUCGAGGUGGCUGAAUUGGAAUGCAAAGAGCGGGAAACAGUGACUUUGCAAACCCGGAAAAUCAACUUCGAAUCCACCAAAGCAUCUCUCUGUAACCUCAUGGAUAACGCCUCACGCCUUCACGAGUUCGAAGCAGUUCUCAUCCUGUCAGGAUCGCACCAUUCCGAUAAGAACCUUGUCUACGUCUACGAAACAGCGGGUGCCCAGGGAUUUGUGGAGGAUAGGCUGAGAACGACCCCCAGCAACCUUGGCAUCAGACUCCAAGUGCAUGCAAGUGAUGCCCUCGAGAAGAAGAAACCAUUCACCCUCUUCGAUGAUGAGCUCAAGAAGCCUGAUGAUACAUUUAACCCGGAGGGAGAGCAGAGUGGGAUGGGUGGAAUAGCAAGUUCAAAAGGGGUCGCAGCCACCGGAAAAGGUGGAAAACCGGGGAAGCCUUCGAAGAGGAAGACCGAGGAGGAGGAGGAGGACGACGACGACGACGUCGAUACCUCCUCCAAAUCUAUCAGUGACGAGGUCUUCGCUCAGAUGGGUUCUAAGGAAUUGCACGCCGUUAUCAAGGACCAUCUAUCGUCGGAGAUCUGUAAGCUGCCUGAAUUCGCACGCGAGAAGCCAUGGAAGGUUCUACAUUGGAGGAGGUUGCCGACAUACCUUGCCAAACGAGGUCUCACCUUGACGAAAUGGAAUCCACGCGCUAAAGUGCCGGUUAAUACGGACCAGACGGGGAAGGGCAUCCGAGAGGCUGGCGCGGAGUGCUCCAGGUUCCUGGCUAACGAUGUACGCCAUGGUCGGGGACUGAAGCCAGUGAAAUCCAACAGUGCCGAUAUACGCACCUCGGUGCUGCCCGUUAUCGUCUUUCGUCCGCCCAGGAUUGCCUCUCGCCCUGCCGCUCGAGGUACAAGAGUUUUUCUUGACGGCUCAGUCGAUCAGCUUGGUCCCUGUUCCUUGGAUAGCGACGACUACAUAGGCCCCCCUCGCACUGCCAUCACCACACCCAAGACGUCUGUCGCCGCGGCUUCUGCGACCGCGAAGCCCAAACCAGCCAAAGGGAAACCUCCAACCUCUUCUGAAGUCCCCAAAGAGAAAGCGGCGGCGAGAAAGGGUACCAAGCGGGCCAAGUCCGAUAAAGCCCCAGCCAAGAAGAAGUCAAACACUAAACAAAAAGGUGCCUCUAAAGCCGCCUCGAGCUCAAAACACACCGCGAAGAUGCCUGCAAAGCGAAAGCAAGUCGGCGGCGGAGGGGAUGCAGCGGACGGCUCAUCCUCAUCGGUUGAGUCCACGGACUCUGAGGACACCGAAUCAGGCAUCGACCUUCCUCGACGCACUACUCGAAAUGGUGGACGCCGGUACAAGUCCAACCUGUUCGUCAGCACCUCUGACGACGAAAGUUCAGCAUCCGACUCCGACGACGAUGACUACGAAGCAAGUGUCGGCGGCGUAGUCAAGGCCACAACGCGCAAGGAUCACGUUUCAGAUGGAUCAGAUGUGGACGAGCAGGACGACGAGGACCAAGUCCUCGUACAAGCAGAGGAAGGCCGGGCAGGGAUGGGUGGGAUGGGACCCGCACAGAUCGCACCCCAGACGCAAUCGUCUCUGGCCCUGAAAACGACUCUCACCGCGCCAUCGACGGGCCCCAAGCCGUCCCCCAUCGUGACUCCGUCUCCAUCAACGCUGGCGGACGGGCUGCGCCCCUGCGCUGUCACGUCUGUACCCUGCGCUCCUCCGAAGCGUCCAGCCGAGGGAAGACCAGAAGGAGAGACCAAUGCCAAGAAACCUCGGGGUGGCACCAAUGUGGCCCCAGCUGUCCAGGUGUUGCCCCCUGUUCCACCCUCUCAAGACGACAGUAGCCCUCAAGGAUCGCGCACCGGGGCUAGCGACGCCCCUCCACUUCCCUCUCAUCCACCCCGUGACCUCAACAGUUCAAAUAGCUUUCCUUCAGGACCAUGGGGAUCGUCGGCUUCCUUCCCAGAAUCGGGGGAGGGUAGGCCCUUCAAAGGAACCACCACCGUGUCUCAGGGGCAGCUACCUCCUGGUCCUCCUCCUUUACCUCAUCCCUCUCAUCUUUCCCAAGUAUCGCAGCAUUCUCAUCAUCCGGUUCGCGUGCCUCAUCACCACCGUCAUCCACAUCAAGCUGCUUACUCCCUUCCUAACCAGAACGGUCAGUUAAGUCUACCCCAGCCGCCGCCUCACGUUUACUCCGAUUGGGGUCCACCUCAGCAGCAGCAGAGAAACCAGGAGGCCUGGCUCCAAGCGUCAUACGGGCAGCACUGGGAUGGUUCGCAGCCGUAUCCCCCCCCUCAGGAUACAUAUUCCGAUGCACAAUGGCACUACAAUGGGACGCAAGCACCAGCUAAUGCCGCGUCAACUCAACGCCCGACAAUGCAAGAAUACGUGGACACUCGAUAUCCUCCUUCCUACACACCAAACAACUACCCGCCUUCCUACCAGUCCGAAUUUGGCCACCAGCCCGCUCCGUACAACCCGCAAUGCUACGACCAGUUUAAUUCCGGCUACAGUCGACAAUCCGAGACCACCUAUAUGAGCACUCGACCCCAUGGGCAACACCCCCCAUCGGGGGUGCAAGGCCGCUAG